GGGCCAGGGAGGAAGGAGUAGGGGGGAGUGGAGCCAUUUAGUGCCGGGCUCUGGGGUCUGGAGUCCCGCUGCCGUUGGUGGCGAGAGGCGGCAGCUGCCUCGGCCAAGAUGGUGUCGUGGAUGAUUUCCCGAGCGGUUGUGUUGGUGUUUGGGAUGUUGUACCCUGCUUAUUAUUCUUACAAAGCUGUGAAGACAAAAAAUGUGAAGGAAUAUGUUCGAUGGAUGAUGUACUGGAUUGUGUUUGCUCUUUAUACAGUUACUGAGACAGUAGCAGACCUAAUGAUCUCUUGGUUUCCAUUGUAUUAUGAGUUGAAGAUUGCUUUUGUUAUUUGGCUGCUCUCUCCAUAUACUAGAGGGGCAAGUUUAAUGUAUAGGAAGUUUCUGCAUCCUCUUCUUUCUUCAAAGGAACGGGAGAUCGAUGAGUAUAUUGUACAAGCCAAAGAACGAGGUUAUGAAACUAUGGUGAAUUUUGGGAGACAGGGUUUAAAUUUGGCAGCUACUGCUGCAGUGACUGCUGCUGCAAAGGGUCAAGGUGCAAUAACUGAACGGUUGAGAAGUUUCAGUAUGCAUGACUUAACAGCUAUUCAAGGAGAUGAGCCAGUGGGACAAAGACCCUAUCAGACUUUACCUGAAACCAAAAAGAAAACCAAGAGUUCUGUCAGUGAGUCUCUGGGUUACAGAAUUCCAUUGAAAAAAGAUUCUGGAGAUGAUAAAACAGAUGAGGAAAUGGAGGGGACACAUUCAGAAGAUGAGAUGUUUGCUCAGAGGGGUCUCCGACGAUCACAAAGCAUGAAAUCUGUGAAAAGUAUUAAAGGCCGUAAAGAGAUACGGUAUGGCUCAUUAAAAUAUAAAGUAAAGAAGAGGCCUGCGGUGUAUUUUUAA
Emys orbicularis (European pond turtle) is the source of this 882-nucleotide messenger RNA. RefSeq names its product receptor accessory protein 3 (gene REEP3). The coding region runs from base 109 to 882 and encodes 257 amino acids. Lineage: Eukaryota; Metazoa; Chordata; Testudines; Emydidae. The transcript has 8 exons. The record is from RefSeq and is a predicted model, not a curated record. Gene Ontology annotation, cellular component: cytoplasmic microtubule; endoplasmic reticulum membrane. Gene Ontology annotation, molecular function: microtubule binding.